AUGUCUCCGUUCGGAGCAACGAUCCGUGAGUCCUCACCGAACGAGGGGUGCACAUCAAGCAGAUCAAGAAGAAGAGGGGAGAGGGGAGGGGAAGACAAUAAAAAGGUAGAAGAGACGGGGGGACAGGAGAAACGUGGUCGCGCACAACAAAAUGAGGCGAACAUAGGGGUGACGGACGAAAGUGGCCGGCAGAGCAGAGACCACAAGGCCAUGAUCGAAAGAGGGCAAGAGAAGCGAGGUGAUGAGCGAGGACGACAAAAGAAAAUCACGCGUCUCUACGUGCUGAUCGCAUCUCCAAAUGGUAAACGGGAUGAUGCUCAGAAAGGAAAUGCGCUACGUUACGCUCCUCAAGGGAAAUGA
Sporothrix schenckii 1099-18 is the source of this 360-nucleotide messenger RNA. RefSeq lists its product as uncharacterized. The coding region runs from base 1 to 360 and encodes 119 amino acids. The transcript is spliced from 2 exons. The record is from RefSeq and is a predicted model, not a curated record. NCBI's taxonomy places the organism in Eukaryota, Fungi, Ascomycota, Sordariomycetes, Ophiostomatales, Ophiostomataceae.